Messenger RNA from Anguilla rostrata (American eel), 7641 nucleotides. RefSeq names its product plexin C1 (gene plxnc1). NCBI's taxonomy places the organism in Eukaryota, Metazoa, Chordata, Actinopteri, Anguilliformes, Anguillidae. Gene Ontology annotation, cellular component: plasma membrane; semaphorin receptor complex. Bases 826 to 5388 code for a protein of 1520 amino acids. The transcript is spliced from 30 exons. Gene Ontology annotation, molecular function: protein binding; semaphorin receptor activity. The record is from RefSeq and is a predicted model, not a curated record. Gene Ontology annotation, biological process: regulation of GTPase activity; regulation of cell shape; positive regulation of axonogenesis.
CAUACGGAAUGAGAAAAGUAGCAUUAUGACUUUUUUGUUUUGUUAUUUGUUUAGCCAGAAGAUGGCAGUAGGCUAUAUGACAAAACGGCAAGAUAAUUCCUAGGCAGGGGCAGGGUUCAUAUAGAAUGUCAUGAUAUUAAACAGACGUUUUAAAGUGUGGUGUCUAACGAUUUUUAUAUUAGGUAGGCUAACUCAAGGUUUCAAAUUUUUUAUUCGUAACGUCGCAUGUGCAUCCUAAUUUUUGGCCAUACAGUAGCAGCUUUAAAAACAGGCACCUUCUGUAAUGCUCGGAUGCAUUAUUAUUUUAUGCCUAUAACAUUCCGCGAUGGCAUGCAAAUUAGUAGUAGCCAAUUGCAGGUAGUAGGCUAAUACGAUACCCUUGCUUGAUUACCGACAGCUAAAGCUACAGUAGGGCAGUAGCCUGCUGGGUACACGGUUGGCCAGAAAGUCAUAUGCUGGACCUAUGUAUUACGUUCAUCGCUCAAUUAUGCGAAAAGUUGAUUAGAUCAUGAAUUCGUAAGUUAUAGCCUAGUUCUAGGUGGUAGGCUACAGCCUAUAACAUGCAGUGAGGGGGUAUGUUUUAUAGCCAUACAAUUUAUAGCCUAGUUCUCUGUGGUGAGCUACAGGCUAUACCAUGUAGAGAGAGGGCAGGUUUUGCCAGAAUAAUAGGGAAGUUUGAGCUAACGGCACGUGUGAGCGCAGCAAACGGACUGAAGAAGUUUUCAAUCGGUCACCACUGCACCAGCUAAGACUCCGCGAAGGGACUUCUGCCUUCGUGAAUGCAUUGAAUGUCUUUUUCUGUAUUACUUAAAGUGGAAAGAAAAAAUGCAGACGUUGAUCUUUAUCGUUUUCAUAAUCGGUCACAGUCAGUCUGAUGAAAGCCAACCGUUAGAUGGAAAUGUCAAUAACUUUGCUGUUGUAAACGGUACGGUUUACGUCGCCACGGAUGACAAACUCUACCAGAUGGACAGACACCUUACCGUUGAAAUAAGAAAGGACACGGCGCAACCUAACAGGGUGCAGAUGUUGGUGCCAUUUGAAAAGAACAACACGUUGAUCACCUGUGGAACCCAUGACUGUGGGUACUGUGAUGUGCUAGAUUUGAAAAAUAUUUCAAAAACUGUUCAUACAGAGACAUUGACUGUAGCUUCAGCCUAUCCCAAUGAAUCAUCCCUCGGUUUCCUGGUCGACAUCGGGGAGAGCACAAGUAACACAUACCUUCUGUCCGGAGCGGUGCCAAAAUUGCCUAAGAAAUGCGGGCGCGAUAUUUUUUUCAUAACUCUUAGAAACACCUACCAUAUCCAGGACGGAGAGAUAUUUUCAGCGACUGAAGAUAGUAGUUCUACGCCGCGCAUCAAAAAUAGAUCAGAGCAGUGGGUGGAUUUGGACUUUGUGGAUGGCUUUCCGUGGAAGAACCACUUUUAUAUAUUCAUUAAUUUCAACAUAAGGAGUCCUCAAUCACGAGUUCGACUUCUGACUAUGAAGAAAGGAAAUAAAAAGAGAGAUACACUGAGCUCCUUCAGAGGUACAACCCUCCAGUGCUGCGGGAGCAAAUACUACUCACGGCUCGCCUCAUCUGCUGUGGUUGAAGGUUCCCCACUUCUUUGGGCAGGUAUCUUCAAAGUCGGUAACUCGCUCGACCCGGAGAGUACAGCACUAGCCAUUUUCAAUAUCACUCCAAGAGACUCUCCUGGAGGAGAGGAUCCGGAUUUUUGCAUGGAAUCUAGUACAAAUAAGUUAUUUCAGAAUGAAUCAUUAACCAUCGCACCAUUGGCCGUUUACAAGUACCGGUCGAUGACGUCAGUGGCCACCGUGACUGCCAGUUCCUGGCUGGUGUUCUUUAUCGGGACAGCAGAUGGGCAGCUAAUCAAGAUUUCAAUGGACAAGGCCAUGAAACCAACCUGUCCUAUCGUCCUGUACAAAUCUGACGGCGACCGUCCUGUGCAUUCCAAAAUGAUUUUGGACCCCAUAGACAAGAAGCACAUCUACUUGGCAUUGGGAAAUCAGAUGAAGCGGGUGGCCGUGGCUCAGUGCUGGAGGUACGACAGCAUGAGGGACUGCUGGUUUUCCCAUGAUCCCUUCUGUGGCUGGUGUUCUUCUCAGAGCAGGUGCACAUUUCAUGACGAGUGCCUCACGUCAACGUGGAUCUCCAUUCCUGAGGGUUCGCUGCAGGAACGAAUGAUUUCCUUCCGCGCGGAGGAAACGCCAUCUCGCGAGAAGGUCAUAUUGAAUGUGACAGCUCACCUGAAGGUGGUAGCUAAAGGAAGUCCUGCCUUCUCUUGCGCCUUCACCACUGAGCGUGGGGAGAGUCUGUGUGCCGGGUCUGGUGAUACCGCGGCAUUCCCCAGCUGCUCCUGUGUCUUCCUCAGGGACAAGUUUCCUGCAGGAGGCCUGGGUGUAACAGUGAAGAUCACUAUUGACAACCAGAUAGUCUCUGAAUCCUGGAAUUUGAAGAACUGCUCUCUCAUCCAAGGAGGUCCCACGUCUGCCCUGUGCUCGGAGUGUGUGGCAGCUGGCUGCCUGUGGUCUUUCACACAACACACUUGCUCCUGGAUGCCUUGGUCCUCACACGAGAGUUACACACAGGGCACAUGUCAGAACUACUCUUCUGGACUGAAUAUCUCUAAACCAGAAAUUUACUCAAUAACACCAAGUGAAAUAUCCUUCUAUGGAAAAAACAAUGCAACCAUCACAGGGAAAAACCUUGAUCAUGUGACUAAACUACAUAUCCGUGGAGACAUGGGCUGCAAUCAGAUGGAGGUUCCAUUCCACAGCCGCUCCAGUGACAGGCUGACGCUGCAUGUUCCGGGUGGGAACAAGGGCCGAAUGACUGUUUGUGUAGAACUCCCGGACGGGAGGUGUUAUGGGUCGGCCGAAAUCACCUACAGAUCCCCACCGUCCUGCACCGGGCUGUCGCCGGACUCCAGCUGGGCCAGUGGCGGGAGAGCAGUCAGUGUCCUGGGCACAAACCUGCAGUUUGUGGACGAGAUAGAGCAUUUGGACCCCCCACAGACGCUUGGUGUUAAUUUCAGCUCUUCGAAUCUCCAGUAUUACACUCCUUCUGUUGGAACUGGAACGAGAAGAGAUGUCACCGUCAGACUGAAGGUUGCAAAUGAAACGAUUGCAUGUGCGACCCUCACCUACCACCCAGAUCCAGAGUUCAUCCGCUUCACUACAUCACCAUCCGGAGAUGAUUUGCGCAUCACUGUUGAGAAAAAAGUGGACAAACUGAACAUAUCCAGGGAGGAGCUGAAUAUAUACGCGCUGGAGGGUGAUGUAGAACACAAAUGUCAGCUGGAUAAAAUUGAACCAAGUCACUCUUCAGGGGUGGAUUCCAUUGACUGUGAAAUACACAACAAGGCUAAUGCCAAGAUAGAGUCAGUGAAGAUAUAUUUGGGAAAUCAUCCAUUUGAAGUAAAAGAGCCACAAAAGACGUUGUACUUGAUUGUAUUGGUCAUCUGUAUCAUCGUUUUGAUUUUUGCUGGUGUUGGAUGCACCGCGUGGAUUUACCGCUUGAAACAGAGGAAACUGUCGGAACGAAUGACCGAACGUCUGGAGCUGCUGCAGUGCGACAUCAGAACAGAGAUUCGGCAAGGCUUUGUAGAUAUGCAGACACAAAAAAUGGAUUUGAAAGAAAAUGUUGGAGUGAUCCCUUUCUUAGACUACAAGCAUUUCGCUUCUAGAAUCUUCUUCCCUGAUCAGGUAACUAUGAGUGGUUUCCUUAAAGACCUGGACCAGGUGAGCUCAGUUCCAAACAUGCUCUUCUGGCCUCACCAUGCAGCACACAGAUCCAUUUCUGAUGAAUGGCUGCUAUCCUUUUCUGCUUAUUUCUCACAUAUUAUUAUUAUUAUUAUUAUUAUUUGGCAGAUUUUUAAAGGCGUUCAGUUGACCAAUUUACCCGGAUGGAGUGAAACCACAUCUGUUUGGCCCAGGUGCCACGUGGCCUCCUUGCUGACCCUGGCCCUGCACAGUGACCUCCCCUACCUGACCGAGGUGAUGGAGGUCCUCCUCCGGGCCCUCAUGGACCAGUACAGCAACACCCAACCCAAACUCAUGCUGCGGAGCACCAAGUCCAUCGUGGAGAAGCUCCUGACCAACUGGAUGUCCAUCUGCCUUUACGGCUUCCUGCGGGAGUCUGUGGGGCAGCCCCUGUUCCUGCUGGUGUCGGCGCUGAACCAGCAGAUCUCCCGGGGUCCCGUGGACUCGGUGACGGAGAAGGCGCUAUACACGCUGAACGAGGACUGGCUGCUGUGGCAGGCGCAGGACUUCAGCGCCCUGAAGUUGAAUGUGUCCUUCGACGUGGUGUCGGUGGGGGAGGGCAGCUCCCCCCUGGAGGUCAGCGUGCUGGAUUGCGACACGGUGGAGCAGGCGAAGGAGAAAAUUCUAGGGGCCUUCAAGAGCAAGUUUGGCUUCCCCUACAGUGGGCAGCUCCCAGACAUUGACAUUGCAUAUGAGAAAGGAGGCCAGUCUGUCCUGCUACAGGAAGUGGAUCAGAGUUCAGAGGUCAUGGGUUCCGUGACCAUGCUCAACACCCUCAGGCACUACCAGAUUCCCGAUGGAGCCUCUGUCAAAGUCAUCACAAAACAAGCCCACGCCCCUUUGAGCACACAAGUCAGUUUGAAGGAUGAUAGGAACUACUCCAUUAAGUACUUCCACUUGAUCGAUCCUGAUAUUGAUUGUGCCCAGGGAGGGAAUCCAGAGAGGAAGAAGCUGAAGCUCAAAGAGAUCUAUCUGACAAAACUGCUCUCCACCAAGGUGGCCGUGCACUCCUAUGUGGAGAAGCUGUUCAGGUCGAUUUGGGGCACCGCCAACAGCAGAGUCCCGCCCGCAGUCAAGUACUUCUUCGACUUCCUGGACGCUCAGGGAGAGAGCAAGAAAAUCAGCGACCCGGAUGUGCUCCACAUCUGGAAAACCAACAGCCUGCCCCUGCGCUUCUGGGUGAACAUUCUGAAGAACCCCCAGUUUGUGUUCGACAUGGAGAAGACGCCGCUUCUGGACAGCUGUCUGUCCGUCAUUGCCCAGGCCUUCAUGGACUCCUUCUCAUUGGCCGAGCAGCAGCUGGACAAGCAUUCUCCCACCAACAAACUCCUCUAUGCCAAAGACAUCCCCCAGUACAAGCUGGAGGUGAAGGCCUACUACAAGCAAGUGGGAGAUCUGCCUGGGUUUUCCAGCGAAGAUUUCAAGGCUUUCCUGCAGGAAGAAUCAGAGAAACACGAAAAUGAAUUCAACGAAACGGCCGCACUGCAAGAAAUCUACAAGUACUUGCAGCAGAACUUCAACGCGGUAGAGGAGAAGCUGGUACAGAAUGGGGCUUCCAGUGAGCUGAAGGAGAAGCUGCAGCAGGUCAAGGAUUUGUUCACCAAUGACAAGAGCUGUUCCUUGGACUGACCUCCCUCCUGCCGCACACGCCCAAGAGACAUGUUUAUUGGCCGGAAGGGCUGUUCCUGGGAUCGACCUCCCUCCUGCCGCAUAGACCCAACAGACAUGUUUAUUGGCUGGAAGAGCUGUUUCUUGGAUCAAAGUUCUUCCCUCACCGUCACACAGCUCAAUCAAGUGAUGGACCCAGGCUACCGGGCUCUUCUAUGGCCACUAUGGAAGCCAGGCCGGCUGCCUCCAGUCAGCAGCCCUGAGGAAACUCAGACUGAAAACUUUUAAACACACGGCUGAUCUCACAUUUCAGGGCAGAGGGCAGACAGUUGCUGUUGUUAUUCCUCAGGUUGAAGGUCUUCGUGCCUUAUGCACUUUGGGGUCCCACGCUAAUGGGUAUUCCUCACCUGCAUGAAUUAUUGAAAGAAUGUUCCGCAGGCUUCUUUGAACAGACUAGCAAAAUCACAAUGCACUAACCAUGGCCAUGUGUUUGGCCGUCCUGUUUUACCUCAUACAUCUUCACUUUGGCAUUUGCUUCUGUAAAACAGUCACAACUGAUCAGUUAAAACAGGUUAACAGCCCCAAUUAAAGGGUAGUUUUGUGAUUUAGGAUAAACUGUGAUCUACUGUAACGCAACCAUAAUCAAAAAAUACUCUCUCAUCGCUACUUCUAGGGAACGUCUGUGAGGAACAUAUGUUGUCUUAUAAAAGGUCAAGUUAAUUAGCUCAUGCCUUAUAGUCAGUGACCCCCUGCAGAAAGCAAUGGCUCUUAAGUCUGGUGGUUUCUGCACAAAGCCAGUAAGCAGUCAGGCUGCGUCAGGCUUUCCCAUUCAGAGCUUAUCUUCAUUUCUGUGGUGUAAAACAGGCUGAGGUGCUUCAGAUACACAGUCACUCCAUCAGCUGCAAUGUCGAAUGCAUCUUGUUUCAGUGAUUUUGCAGUUAAAUAUGCCAAGUGCUACGCUCCACCGGGCCAAUCAGUGUAGCCUGACGUGUUUCAGUGCUUGGGUACUUACAUGAAACUUACAUGACUGUGAAAGAGUACAUUAAUGCUACAGCAUAGCAGUUAUGCAUGUUUUUUUUAAAUGAAUUUUGCUGGAGAAAGUUAUUCACAGGUUACUGUUUAUAUCUAACUGAACACAUGCUACUGCUCUGGAAGGUUUAUUUGGUGAUAUACUUAAUGUACAUGCAAAUGAACUUACUUCAUAUUUUAAUAAUACUUUAUUAAAUACUGUGUGUCUCUUGCUGAUAUUUUAACAACAAACAGGAAGAUUUAAAAAAUGAGAAACAGGUCAGUAAGCAGGAUCUUAUUUUAAACUGGUUUCUUGGGUGCAAUGACACUUUCAAAAUGUACCGCCAACUGCCUGCUAGAACUGCCGUUCCGCUUUUUACAGCACAAGCAAAAGAGCGUGUUCUUUGAAAAGCUCAGUGUUGAGUCGGCUCAAAUCCUUUCUCUUGUGAAAUGAGUUUCAAAACGCCUCUGCAAAACCGUACGGGGUAGAAUCACGAUGAGCCGAACGAUGAGAAGCGGCUUUUCUAUUUGAGUGUGCUAUUUUCUGGUGUGUGCUGACCCCAAGCCCGUUAGGGCAUUUGAAGCCUGGAAGAAGCAAUCUUGUGAGGAAAUGCGUAUUAGAGCAAAGGCAGUGGCAACUCGCGCUUUGCGCGGACUUAUUCGUGGUGUAUCGGUUUGCACUGUGAGGACCUUCGCCAAGCACGGGGAGUUCCCGAAUCAGUCCAUGUUCGGUGCGUACAGGAAGUAUCGAGUUUGGAGGAAGUUAUCUUUGAGUGUGAGUGACACAACUAAAUUCAAACAAUGGACAAAUCAAAGUUAAAUAUAUCCAGGGGUGUGAAUUUUUUCUCCUACAAUUUGAAGCACAGAUUAGCAUGUUGUCUCCUUGGAAGCCACAAAAAGACCAUGCUAAAUUAAAAGUGAACUGUUGCAAGCAAAGGAUAAGUAUUUAAAAAGGCUAUUAGUGGAGUUUUGCUGGUUGCAAAAAACCUAAGGCCCAGACCUAGUAGCAAAGCCACAAAUGUACACACACACAUUCUACAUUAUGAGCCUGGAAAUGACUGAUUAAUAAUUGAUGGAGCAGUCCCAGAUGCCUGUUAGCCAUGGUCCCUGAAAUAUGGUCAGACCCUAACCGUCUGUAUGUUGCUGCUUGAACUUCGCUUUGCCUGAGUUUUUCUAUUAACUGUUCAGUGCCCUAACCGACUUUAGGGUGCAAGUGUGCCAAAUAAUAAAAUGGAGUGACUGAACUCAACUCUUCUUAAACCAGAA